UUUUUUUUUCUAGGUAGAAUCCGUGUUUUGCGGGAGGUGCUGUUCACAUCGCCGGUAAGUGAAGUCCUCCACGUCAGAAAACAAGACGACCAACCAAAACUCGGAAGAUGGAGGAAGCAGAAGAGGAUGACAUGGUAUGUGGAGAUUUGGGAAACGGCCUCGGAAGAAGACCCGGAGGUGUUUAUGAGGGGAAAAAUUUACAGAGCUGCUAUUCAUUUAAAUCUAGGAAGGGAUCUGGAAAGGCUUGUCAUUCUCUCUUGUCAGCAAAGAGAGUGGAAGAAAGUGAUGCUGCAACUCUUCUUGGCUCAAAACAAAACGGUUUUUACAAUGGAUCAUCGAAAAAGCUUGUUACUAGUUCCACACAGCAACGUAGGUGUGAAUCUAAUGCUGAAGUGCCAAAUGAAGAACUAAAGCAACAACUUCGGGGGGCUGUAGAGGAAGUUGACAUUUUGAAAGUUGAUCUUGAAGCAUCUCAGAGACAACUUGAAGGAAAAGAUGAAGCCCUAAGAAUUCUGCAGAGCAUGGCAGUAUUUAAUAAAGCCACUAGUCACACAAAAGCAAUGCUUCAAAAGACUGAGGAAGAAAAGAGAACUUUAGAAAAGGAAAUAAAUAUUUUGCAAUGGGAAAUUGAAUUUGAUCAGGAUCAAUUUAAAAACGUGGAAGACACAUGGACAGAAAAAUAUUACAGGAUAUAUUGUGAAAAUGCAGCUCUUAAGGAAGCAUUGAAAAUGAGAACAGAAGAAGUUAAAAUUUCUAAAGCUGAAAAUGCAAUGCUGAAUCAGCAGUGCUUGGAAUUUCUUGCCAUGCUAGAUGUGAAACAACAGAAGGUUGUUCAGGAAAAGUCCUUGAAUAAAAGUGACAUUACAGAUUUUACAGGUUUUGAACUGGCGGUUCUUGGAGCCUGCACCUGCAGUGCUUCUGGGGGACAGCCUUGUCCCUGUGCUAAAAUGGCAGCUGUAACACAAAAGCAACUUCUUCAUCUCAAGCAAGAGGUAACACUGCUUGGCUUAAAUGUGAACAUGCAGAGGCAUGCUUGUGCUCAAAACUAAGUAAAGCAGAAACACUCUUAUUACAGCUUACACAAACUAAUGUGUUUUAAACCAAGAAUGCAUCUCAGAAUUAAUCUAGAAUUUAUAAAGGAUAAAGGGCAUGUCACAUUACAAGGGAACAAGAGCAGUCUGGGACAAAAACUAUCCAGCCUGCUGUCAUCAGAGGCGGAUGGCAAGAAAGUUAAAGAGCUGGACAAUCCUAAUGAAAUCCUGAAGAUGUUAAUAGAUCUGGUAAAUGACAAAGAGGAGGCUCUGGCCCAUCAAAGAAAGGUUAACUACAUGCUAGCUCGAGCAAUUGAGGCAAGAGUAGAUGAUUCGGAACAGGAUACGGGAAAUGGGAUGCUAUGUACUCAUCAGUACAUACAGGAGUCAUCGGGCCCCGAAUGUGCCUGCUGCCAAAACCCUUGCUCUCAAAGCAGUGUUUCCCCAGUUCACAGUGCAAAAACAUGUGACAAUCCGGUAAAAAUGCUUCAAAAAUCACACUCCUGGCCCUCUGAAGGGCACUGUGAAGAAAAUGAUUCACGUAGAAAAGCAGAUGAAACUGUGGUGAUCUAG
Molecule: messenger RNA, 1604 nt
Organism: Neopsephotus bourkii (Bourke's parrot)
Lineage: Eukaryota; Metazoa; Chordata; Aves; Psittaciformes; Psittacidae
Gene: CCDC125
Product: coiled-coil domain containing 125
Biological process (GO): negative regulation of cell motility; negative regulation of Rho protein signal transduction
Cellular component (GO): cytoplasm
Source: RefSeq, a predicted model, not a curated record